GUAGAUUUUCAAGAAGAACAAUUUAACAAAAUUUGCACAUUCACUAUAUUCCCUUUUCCAGUUAGUCUGCUGGCUAUUUAUCAUAUCGAUAUGUUCCGUUCUGUGCUGUUCAUACUUCAUAUUCGAUGACCUUUGUUAUGCCAUGUCGUCGUUUACUGAAAACGAUUGCAUCGAUCUCGGUGUUUUCAAGCCGCUAAUCAGAAGUUUUUCGAGCUCGGAGAUGAAUCUAUGUGGAGGUGAUGCUCAGCAGUUUUGCGCAUUAUCUUCCACAGCUCGAUCUUGGUACAUAAUCGGCUGGAUAGGAACUUGUUUCGUUAUUCUUGGCCUCGCUUUUUUCCUUGCCAUCCUUUCUGCAAAUUAUGCUCAUGUGGGCAAUGCUAGCAGGUAUCUACUUUGUUUUGGUCCACUGGAUACUCCCACAAAUGAUUAUCCUCACUACAAAGCAGGCGAUCCGUUCUACCGUCCGCGGCGUCCCUCUGCCAAGAAUGACUUACCACAACCACCAACUGAACCUUAUCCUAGAUCAGUGUAUGUUACCUAUGUUACCAUCUACUUCUGUGAUGACUGCAAUACUUUCACUAUAUCACUCACUUACACUUCUGAUCUUCAGCUUGCUCUUAACAGCCUUAGUCGCAAGAAGCGGCCUUGCAUGUCUUUGGAGUUGAAGAAUAAUAAAAACUACUUCUGUCAGUCGCAGGAUACUCUGCAACAGCUGCAAUUAAUUACACAAAAUCUUGGUGCAAUUAUCAACUUGGUUGGAUCAGUGAGUGGGCCAGCUACAGCUUCUUUGGGCGACAUACUUGAAAGAAGUGCAGCAACGCUUGAGGAGUUGAAAACGCUCAGCAUAUCAGUGGAGACCGAGACCGCAUCCGUCAAGGAAAAUUUUUGUGCUAUCGACUCGCAGCUUGCUCAGCUAGACAAAUUGUGGGCUGGAAUUGACAAAGCUGUUGAGUUUGUGGCAGAGGUGUUAAUAACCCGAAAAGGAAAAUAUGAGCGAGAGGAAGAAGCGCAAAAUGUCCCUGGUGCUACGGGUUCGGAAGACGACGACGGUUCAGAUUCGGAUGCACCUAUGGAGAUCUCAUCCAAACCUGGUCCUGAUAUAAUUCUUUCUGCAAGUCCUGAGAAGGAACUGAGUUUGUUUGAACAGGUACAAGAGCGGAAGAGGGAGGAAGAAGAGAAGCGACAGAAUAAGGCUCAAAGCAAAAAGCGAAGACGGAUCAAGAAACUUCACGCAGGAGAAUUUGUUGUCAAGGCCAAAAAGGCGGAAUUCAAAGUGCUUACUCUGGACAAGGGAUUGAAAAAGUCUUUAGAGCCAGCGGUGAACUUCAAAGAGCAGUUGCUGAUGGCCCGAACGUCGGGAAGGAGAGAAAGAGGUAAAUUCCUGCUAUGGAAAUUCUUAAAAAGAGGUUGA
Messenger RNA from Cylicostephanus goldi, 1411 nucleotides. The record is from the annotation of a GenBank genome assembly. Lineage: Eukaryota; Metazoa; Nematoda; Chromadorea; Rhabditida; Strongylidae.